This is a messenger RNA of Paramecium pentaurelia, 701 nucleotides long. The record is from the annotation of a GenBank genome assembly. Lineage: Eukaryota; Ciliophora; Oligohymenophorea; Peniculida; Parameciidae.
AUGUUUAGCUCAUUCAAACUUUAAAACUCUAUCAUUAACGAUUAAGAACUAAGAGAGCAGAUAAUCAAUUCUUUGUUAUCACUUAACAAUGAAAUUAAUCUGAAAUUACGAGAGGAAGGAAUACAAUAAAACAAUUCUGUAUGUAAUAAGUCAUAAGUAUAAAAAUUUAUUAUUAUAAAAAGAAUAAUGCUAAUACAAAAAAAAUUAUAUUUAUAAAUCUCUAACGAAGAAAGUAAAUUUCUUCUUGCAGAAAGUCAAGAAUUAUACUAUAAAAUUUUAAUUUUAAUUGUCAAUUUAAUAUUAAGUUAUAAAAUAACAAUGAUUUUUAUAUUAUAUUAGAGAUGAAAUAAUUUUACCAAGAUUUUGGAAGCCUAACGUAUAAAGGUCAGAUGAAAGUUGAUAAUGAUUCAUUAGGAGGUUGAUUAAUCUUUGUUAUAAAAGCCUUUUGCAAUAAAUGGGAUAGAAUUUAAAGGGUUUUUUAAUAAAAAGUGAAAAAAUAAUAGAUAAUUUAAUCUGUUGGAAAUUUAACAGGAAAAAUAUAUGAAAAUGAUGUCAAAGUGAUUCUUUUUAAUUAUGAUAAUAAAACUUUUAACAACUCAUUAUAAAAAUUUGAUAUGAAUAAAAUUUUUCCAAGAAAUUUUGUAGAAAUAUUUGAAAAAAACACAAAGAAGAUUGUUUAUCAAUCAGCAAAUAGAUAUUGA